Molecule: messenger RNA, 1137 nt
Organism: Acanthosepion pharaonis
Lineage: Eukaryota; Metazoa; Mollusca; Cephalopoda; Sepiida; Sepiidae
Source: the annotation of a GenBank genome assembly
AUGCAAGUCUUCCCCCUCCACCACAUUCGUCCUUCUAACUCCCCUCCAACUCUUUCUUCAUUUAACGAUGUUUCGUCGUCGUUUAUUUCCAUUGUUCUUUCUUUCUUUCUUUCUUUCUUUCUUUCUUUCUUUCUUUCUUUCUUUCUGUUCAUUCUUUCUUUUUCGUUCCUUUUUUCCUUCCACUAUCUUUCCAAUAUCCCUUCUUUCCUAAUUUUCUUCUUUCUUUUCUUCCUUCCUUUCUGCUUUCCUUCCUGCUAUAUUUCUUUCUUUCUUUCUUUCUUUCUUUCUUUCUUUCAAUUCAUUCUCUCUUCCUUCCUUUCUCCCUUCCUUCCUUUCUCCCUUCCUUCCUUUCUCCCUUCCUUUACUCCUUCUUUCCUUACAGCUUUCCUUCUACUAUCUUUCCUUCAUUCAUUCAUUCAUUCAUUCAUUCAUUCUUUCUUUCCUUCCUAUCUGUAUUAUUUAUUUCCUUUUCUUCUUCUUUUUUCUUUCCGUCCUUCUUUCCUUUACUCCUUCUUUCCUUACUGCUUUCCUUCCUACUAUCUUUCCUUCAUUCAUUCAUUCCUUCUUUCUUUCUUUCUUUCUUUCUUUCUUUCUUUCCUAUCUGCAUUCUUUAUUUCCUUUUCUUCUUCUUUUUCUUUCCUUCCUUCCUUUACUCCUUCUUUCCUUACUGCUUUCCUUCCUACUAUCUUUCUUUCUUUCUUUCUUUCUUUCCUAUCUGCAUUCUUUAUUUCCUUUUCUUCUUUUUUUUUUCCUUCCUUCUUUUCUUUUACUUCUUUCCUUUACUGCUUUCCUUCCUACUAUCUUUCCUUCAUUCAUUCCUUCUUUCUUUCUUUCUUUCUUUCUUUUUUCUUUCUUUUUUUUUUUUUCUUAUCUGCAUUCUUUAUUUCCUUUUUCUUCUUCUUUUUUGUCUUUUUCUUCCUUCCUUUACUCCUUCUUUCCUUACUGCUUUCCUUCCUACUAUCUUUCUUUCUUUCUUUCUUUCUUUCCUAUCUGCAUUCUUUAUUUCCUUUUCUUCUUUUUUCUUUCCUUCCUUCCUUUACUCCUUCUUUCCUUACUGCUUUCCUUCCUACUAGCUUUCCUUCGUUCCUAGUUCGUUUUCUUCUAUCUUCUCCCCACCAGCUAUGGGUUAAACAGUAG